Lagopus leucura (white-tailed ptarmigan) is the source of this 616-nucleotide messenger RNA. It is a transcript of the gene IGFBP3, whose product is annotated as insulin like growth factor binding protein 3. Gene Ontology annotation, cellular component: extracellular region. The record is from RefSeq and is a predicted model, not a curated record. NCBI's taxonomy places the organism in Eukaryota, Metazoa, Chordata, Aves, Galliformes, Phasianidae. The annotation marks the transcript as partial. Gene Ontology annotation, molecular function: fibronectin binding; insulin-like growth factor II binding; insulin-like growth factor I binding. The transcript is spliced from 2 exons. Gene Ontology annotation, biological process: regulation of insulin-like growth factor receptor signaling pathway.
AUGGUGUCGCGGCCCGGCGUGCUGUGGGCGGUGGCCGCGGCGGCGCUGGCUCUGGCGGGCCGGCGGGUGCUGCCGGCGCCGGUGGUCCGCUGCGAGCCCUGCGACUCGCGGGCGCUGCAGCAGUGCAAGCCGCUGCGGCCUGACUGCGCCGAGCGGGUGCGGGAGCCAGGAUGCGGCUGCUGCCUCACCUGCGCCCUGCGCCUGGGGCAGCCCUGCGGUAUCUACACCGAGCGCUGCGGCGCCGGCCUCGACUGCCGGCCGCGGCGAGAGGAGGCGCGGCCGCUGCAGGCUCUGCUGGAGGGCCGCGGUCUCUGCACCAACGGCACGGCGGGCGACGAGCUACGGGCCUUCCUGCCGCCGGCACCGCACGCUCCAGGAAAUUCUGGUGAUUCAGAAGAAGACAGGAGUACCAGUAGCUUAGAAAAUCAGGCCAUCCCAAACGUGCACAGAGUGCCAGAUUCAAAUUUGCCUCCACAGCACAUCAGAAUAGAUAUCAUCAGGAAAGAACAAGCCAAAAAUACACAGCGCUAUAAAGUGGAAUAUGAUUCACAAAGUACAGAUACACUGAAUUUCUCUUCGGAAUCCAAGCAAGAAACUGAAUAUGUAAGUAAAUUCU